Molecule: messenger RNA, 593 nt
Organism: Saccostrea echinata
Lineage: Eukaryota; Metazoa; Mollusca; Bivalvia; Ostreida; Ostreidae
Product: temptin-like
Exons: 3
Coding region: 24-482 (152 amino acids)
Source: RefSeq, a predicted model, not a curated record
GAGAGAAUUGGCAUACUUCUCUAAUGAUGAAACACUUGUUUAUUUUUGUCGUGAACGCAGUGUCAGUACUGUGUGUUUUCAGUUAUCCAAGUUAUCUCGCCAAUAUACCAGUUAAUGAUGUGCCAUUUUUGUGUAGAGAUAACUUUAACGAAGAGUACGCAUAUAGGACAGAAUACAUAGGACAUGAAUUAUGUGAUCGUGAAACUCCUAAAUUCUCAGAAAGAAACGCCUUCGGUAUUGACUUUAGUUCAAACAAUCAUAACUGGACUGCCAUUUGCCCUAUUGAUUCAGACGGUGACGGAAGGUCCAAUGGGAAGGAGAUGGGAGAUCCAAAUUGUGAAUGGACACCGAGCGUAACUCUUACGCUAACCGCAGUUAGUCAUCCAGGAUACCCGGAAACUGCUGAAACAUCAAACAACGGUACAAGAUACAUAGGAGAUUGUUCACAUAUAAACAUGGGAUGCUUGAACGCCUUCAAGUAGCAAUCAUGAUGCGUUUUCAAACGCUUCCUUAUCAAGAAGUCCAUUAUUAUUUUAUGUUAAUGUUAUCACGUAUUGUUUCCAUAAAAUAAUUUAUUAAAAAUUGUGCGUCUA